Messenger RNA from Anthonomus grandis grandis, 2847 nucleotides. It is a transcript of the gene Rab3GAP1, whose product is annotated as rab3 GTPase-activating protein catalytic subunit. Lineage: Eukaryota; Metazoa; Arthropoda; Insecta; Coleoptera; Curculionidae. The record is from RefSeq and is a predicted model, not a curated record. The transcript has 8 exons. Gene Ontology annotation, biological process: positive regulation of GTPase activity. Bases 75 to 2792 code for a protein of 905 amino acids. Gene Ontology annotation, molecular function: GTPase activator activity.
AAGUCAGCUGUUUUCUAAACCAACCUCAACUCUUGUUUUUGUUUAUCAAUAGGAAAUUUUCUAAAUAUUAAGAAAUGAACCAAGAAAUCGACGAUACCGAGUUUUACCAUGAAGAUUUUACCACUGCCUCGGACUGGGAAAUCCUUGUUGCCCAUAUGGAAGAAAUCGUCAAUCAAUGGAAAACUGAUGAGGUGAAAGAAAGUGGGGAAACACCAAGAGAAAGUUCCAAACAAUGGAAUGUUAGGUCAGAAAAACUGGUUUAUGUGGACACUAAUUUCGAUUUCCUUUGGUAUAAGAGGAUCUUAGACGAAGACUUGUCUGAAGGGUGUGAUGACAAGGCGAAACAUCCACUGGAUAAGUGGCAUGACUUCCAGAUAGAAAGUUAUAACUCGGAGGGGCUCAAGGACAUUUGCUUGGCCAGCUGGUAUGGCUUGGAUGAAUUUCUCGUUCUUAGCCCCUCCGGGAAACAUGGAGUUACAAACAAUGAAAGUAAAGCAAAAAUUUUACUGAGUGCUUGUCUGGUUCUCGUUAACAAUUUAUCCCUGGAAAUCCCAAUAUUCAUUCAAGUCAGGGAGAAAUGGCAAAAAAUGUAUUUGGGAGUAUACGAGGCCAACGGAACUCGUACAAACUUUGAUGUUGUGCAUUUAAAAAGAGGCCUGUAUUAUUGCCAAUACCUUACAGGACUGCUAGACUUGUUUAAAACUAAAAUUAUGUCCCCUUGCAUGAUUGAGAAUAUUUUUGUUUCAUAUCAAGCCACUUACACCCUAAAUGAUUUUGGUAACUUUAUUUGGAAGCAAGAUUUAACAACAGAAGCAAUGGACAUAGAAAACUUAUUUAUUCUUCCAUUUGGAGUUACUGUCGAUCCAGUUAAUGCCCUUCACCUGAAAACUAUAUGGAGCUAUAUCUCGGAACAUUCAGUUAUAGAUUCAGAGAGCCACAGUGAUUUUGACCCGUUAAAAGCUCAAAAAUGGCACUGCUCAGUUCAGAGUACACAUGAACCAGUGUGUCUGCUCGGAGAUGCUUUAGGAGAAUUUUUGGAAUUGCUGAAUAAGAGUAAUAAUGUUUAUGAUGUGCUGGGUGAUUAUGCUACUGUGCAUGUACAAGAGAGCAACCCGUUGGAUCUUCUAACUGAAUCUUCAGUUCCAACUAUUUCUACUUUGUUGAGUCGAGCAGCCAGGAAUUCCUUGACCAAGAAUAAAAGAGGUAACCCUCCAAUUCAGGAAGGUGUCCUGGUCUCCCUCCUGUAUUUCUUAUUCCCUGAUGCCGAUGAAAAUUCAAAUUUUCCUUAUGGAAAAGAUGACAAGGAGCCCUUACCAAAAAAGCUUAAAAUUAUACAAAAUUUUGAAGAACAGUUCAAGGGAUUUAAGACUUGCAAUGAAGAUUCUCUUAUUUGGAGGCUGUCUGUGGUUCUCUGUCACACCCUACAGAGUCUCGGUGGGAUCAAAGCUUUCUGUCAUAUUUGGUAUGAGUUUGUUCAAGAAAUGAGGUACAGAUGGGAGAAGGGGAUGAUGAUACCUGGAGUUACUCCGGGUAUACCAGACCUCAGAACAUGUCUGCUAAAUCAAAAACUCCAAAUGCUAAACUGCUGCUUGGAACGAAAAAUCACCCGAGACACGAUCAAGUACUCCUCCGCGGAAAAUUCUGAUGAAGACGACGAAUUCUUUGAUGCCUCAGAUGAUGUGGAAGACGAGGAACGGCGCAAAGAAAAAUUUCUGCCAUGGGACAAACCAGUGGGCAGAUUUAGCAAGUUUGGCGAUAUGAAACUUAUUAAAACCGGCGAUCCUUUAUACAUUCCUUUCACUCAGGAUCCUGUGCUGAAAACGGAAGAUCAGGUGCAAGAAGAUACUGAUAUCCUGGUAAAAUUGGGCUCGGAUCAGAGAGCGUCUGAACUUAGGGCCAGAAUAAUGAGCGCGAGUCUCCUGUCGGAUAUGGAAUCGUUUAAGGCGGCCAAUCCUGGAUCCGUUGUCGAGGAUUUUAUCAGAUGGCAUUCGCCCAGGGACUGGAUUGAGGAGGACGAGCUUGACGAGUUUGGCCAGAAUAAAGGACAUCUUAGUCCAAGAAUGCAGCUUAAUGACAACAUUUGGGUCGAAAUGUGGGAAAAUGCCAGACCUGUUCCGGCUAGCAGACAAAAAAGGCUGUUCGAUGAUACCCGGGAAGCUGAGAAAGUUUUACAAUUUUUGGAUUUUAGAACGAUCGGCCAAAUAGCAGAACUAAUAAUCCCGGUACUAUCCCAAGUCGCCAUCUGUCGUCUAGUUGACGAAAUCGAAAAUCUAACCUGCACCAUACCCGACUCGGAGUACCGCGUUACCAGUUUACUAAAACACGGCGAAAGAAUCUCGCGAGACGUGACGUUCCAGCCGAAGAGGUUUGAGGUCUUCACGCAAGAGGUCACCGUCCUUGAGAUGCAAAUCUCUCAAGUAAAUUCGUUACAGUACAAAUUAAAUCCUCAAGGAAUGGAGGAUGAGGUGGUUAAUAAGCUUAUUGGCGAGCUGGCUUCGGGUAAAAGCAUCAACCUGGAGGACAAAGGAGAGUCCCUAAUUGGAUCCAGGAUCGUUUCGAUGUUUACGGAAUCGCAGCGACUAAUCAGUUUGUCGGUUAACGACCAACCGGACACCGGGCGAAACACCGAAAACGCUUUUCCCGCGCCCACACAAAAAGAAUUCGUACUCAGGACUAAUUGUAUUAGACCCAGUUUGUAUUCGGCCAAGUCUCCGCAAUUCUUGAGGGCGAUUUUGGAAAAGGGAGAGUUCAGACUACUUGGUGCUUUCUCUGAAGAUGUGAACUUUUUUUAACAGUUUUUUUUUUAUUCUUUUUUCAUGUAAGUUAAAAUAAAGGUAUUUAAGUUGG